CGGCUUAGAUAGCGCUAAACUCGAUGUGGGAAAAAAGUCCAGAUCGUCCUCGGCGCCAAGCUCCUUAUCUUGCAUUGUGAUACCUUCCCGAGCCGAUGUGAUGAAUGACGGAGGGGGUUUUAAUAAAUGCGUCUCCGCUGAGGAGCAACGUCUCCCUUACAUGUAUUUGUCUCUUGGAAAAUCACCGGCCUGAAGCUGUCGACCAUCGCCAUGGCAGACUCUGUGCUCAAGGACUGGGCGGAUUGCGACAGGACAGACACGCUCUUCAUCGUCGUCUGUACUUGCAUUUGCUGGACCAUUGUCCCCACGGUCGGCAUCGCGUAUGGCGGUUACUCGUGGAAGCGGAAUGGCCUCUCCAGCGCCAUCCCCGCGCUACUCGUCAUCAUGACCUGUUCGAUCCAGUGGUGGAUUGUCGGCUACACGCUGGCGUACGGCGACGGGGGCUCCAUUGUUGGGAACUUUGCCCAUCUCUUCCACCGCGGCGUGCUCGCUCAACCCAUCGGCACGAUUCCCGCGCUGCUUUUCAGCCAGUUUCAGCUCGUCUUCGAGGCCACCGUGUGCGCCAUUGCCGUCGGCGGCUUCUGCGAGCGUGCGAGGUUGCUGCCCGUGGUGCCAUUCAUCUUUCUUUGGUCGACGUUUAUUUAUUGCCCUCUCGCACACAUGGUCUGGGGUGGGGGUUUUCUCGGGGAGACCCUUGGGGCCCUCGACUUCGCUGGAGGAACGCCCGUACACGUCUGCUCCGGUGCCACAGCAAUGGCGCUCAGUCUGUACCUCUCGUAUCCGAUCUUCCGCUCUCGUAGGUCCGACGUACGCACCCCCACGCACAUCCGCCUCCAUCGCCCCGGCAAUUCGUUCUACCAAUUGCUGUCCAUGAUUAUUAUCUGGGGCUCGUGGCUUGCCUUUGACGCCGGCACGACUCUGACGCUCUCGUUCCAAUCUCUCAUGGCUCUCGCGGUGACUAACCUGUGCGCUUCGUCUGGGGCCUUGACGUGGGGGUUGAUGAAUUACUUCGAAACCGGACGCUGGUCCAUCGACUCCAUCUUCAUGGGCGCCAUCUCGGGAUUGGUUAUGAUUACACCGGCAGCUGGCUUCAUCGAUCUCACCACCUCGUUCUUCUUCGGUAUCAUCGGCGCGAUGCUCUGUCGUCAGGCUCUACGUAUCAAGUUCACCGACUGGGCGAGACGCUGGAGGUGGGUCGACAACGCCGAUACCUUUGCUACGCACUGCGUGGGUGGUAUUGCGGCCACCAUCUGCACCGGAUUGUUUGCGCAAAAGAAGGUCGCAGCGUACGGCGAGGUCGACAUUGUAGGCGGUGUUUUCUUCGACGGCAACGUGAAGCAGCUUGGGAUACAAAUCGCCGAGGCUACAAUUGGUUUCAUUUGGGCCGGUGCAGGCUCGUUCAUUAUCAUUGCUCUGAUUGACUGUGUUCCUGGUCUUGAGGUCCUGGCCACAGACAAGCACAUUGCAGCUGGGCUUGAUACCCACGAGACUGAGGAGACAUUGUGCGACUACCAACAUCCCGAUGAGGACGACUAUUGCCCCCUUGAUGGCGGAUCACUGGAACUGGAAUGAGCCACGACAAUGUAACCGACUAUAUUGUAAGAUUAGGAGCCAUUACACAGCGCUCAAUUAGUUACUCCUUUCCCUCAUAGAAAAGGCCAUGCCACACUUCGUGCACUCGCGCAUAGUCCCUUGACGCGACCAAAGUCCGUCGCCGUGGGCUGAGAGG
Molecule: messenger RNA, 1729 nt
Organism: Ilyonectria robusta
Lineage: Eukaryota; Fungi; Ascomycota; Sordariomycetes; Hypocreales; Nectriaceae
Product: ammonium transporter AmtB-like domain-containing protein
Exons: 5
Coding region: 211-1572 (453 amino acids)
Biological process (GO): ammonium transmembrane transport
Cellular component (GO): plasma membrane
Molecular function (GO): ammonium channel activity
Source: RefSeq, a predicted model, not a curated record